Messenger RNA from Cydia strobilella, 4527 nucleotides. RefSeq names its product ubiquitin carboxyl-terminal hydrolase 36 (gene scny). The record is from RefSeq and is a predicted model, not a curated record. The transcript is spliced from 11 exons. Gene Ontology annotation, biological process: regulation of apoptotic process; protein deubiquitination. Gene Ontology annotation, molecular function: cysteine-type deubiquitinase activity. NCBI's taxonomy places the organism in Eukaryota, Metazoa, Arthropoda, Insecta, Lepidoptera, Tortricidae. Bases 224 to 2779 code for a protein of 851 amino acids. Gene Ontology annotation, cellular component: nucleus; cytosol.
AUCUCGGCCCUAUGCUUUCUUUCGUGCGCGUGUGACAAAUGACGUUGGGUUGUUCAUUUGCUUUCCGCUUUCAGUGCUACUUUUUAUUUUGAAAUACAUAUGUUUAUAUUAAUUCUCAAAGUGUACAAUAUCAUCCUACGUGAAGAACUGUUCGCGAAUAUGGUUAAGAUAUAAUGUGCUGUGUAAUAUUUAUGUGAAGUGAUAGUGCAAUUUUGGAGGUAAAAUGCCCGCUUCCAUUUGCGACCCUGUAUCAAGCGCAUUGCGUUUGUCUCUCGCCGCAGAUGAAUCCCAGGGUUCGUCUUUGCUGGACAGUAGACUGUAUUCUUCAGCAAAAAGUAUGCUCCUCUCAAAAAUAGAAUUCGAAGAAUCAGGCGAUUAUCAAAGUAACAUUCUCGAUGGACUGAAAUCUAAAUACGUGGUCAUACGACCUAAAAAAACAGUGUUGGACAGUAAACUACUUAAAAAAGACGGAAAUGCAGCGAACCAGGCAUCAGAAGGAAACAAAAGUGAAGAUGGCUUCCCAAAGCCAAAACGUGUGUUGUUUCCUGUUGAGAAGCUUCAAUUGGGAUGGCAGGGGUCCUGGUCAGCAGGUGCUGGCAUGCAAAAUGUUGGGAACACCUGCUACCUGAACUCAACCCUACAAUCACUCUUUCAUGUUCCUGCGUUUGCCAACUGGCUUAUUUCUGAAGGAGCACAUGCGGAAAAAUGUAAUCAACAAGAAGCUUGUGUCAUUUGUGGCAUGCGCGCUACACUAAUAGCCACACAGAAGAGUGGCGGAGCCCCCAUCAAGCCAUGGCAGGUUUAUUCCAAACUGAGAAUAAUUUGCCGCCACCUGACACCUGGCAGACAGGAAGAUGCUCAUGAGUUCCUGAGAUAUCUCGUGGAAGCCAUGGAGAAAUGUUACCUGUCACGGUUUAUCAACUCUGACAAACUUGACCAGUAUAGCAAGGAGACAACCCCGUUAAAUCAAAUCCUCGGUGGAUAUCUGCGCUCCACAGUGCGGUGUCUUGCGUGCCAUCACCUUUCAACAACUUAUCAGCAUUUUCAGGACCUAUUAUUAGAUAUAAGGAAGCAUUCUACAUUAGAUGAGGCACUAGAUUCAUUUUUCUCAAGAGAAAGGCUUGAAGACUUAGGGUAUAAAUGUGAAGCAUGUAAUAAAAAGGUAUCAGCAACAAAACAAUUUUUCGUUGAGCGUGCACCAAUGGUGCUCUGCAUUGCCUUGAAGAGAUUCUCCUUAGUAGGGGGAAAAUUAUCUAAACAUGUGCAGUUUAGGAAGAAGAUAUCCCUCAACAAAUACAUGUUCAACAAGAAUAACCAUCAACAAUUGUCAUACAAGCUGGUGAGCCUCGUGACACACCUGGGCCCCGGACAGAACUGCGGGCACUACACGGCGCUGGGGCAGGCGCCGGGCGGCCAGUACUGCCAGUUCGACGACAGCUCCGUGCGCGCGCUGCCGCUGUCCGCCGUGCUCGCCACCAACGCCUACAUCAUGUUCUUCGAGAAGGACGACGACGCGCCCGGCACGACCGACCGAGACAAGAGCCCCCUCAAGCUCACCUUCUACCGCGACAACAAACCCAACAGCACUUCCACCGAACCCAAGCUCGACCGGCCUCUCAUCCUCAACAGCACCCUGAGCAAAGCGGAAACCUCGGACUCUAAUACCGAACCUUGGGUGCUCAAGCAGAACGGGGAGGUUGAAAAAGUCGCGCAGCCUCCCAAAAUCACGAUAGACAAGACGGGUACCAACAGAAUAAGCUUCGUCGUGAAGAGUCAAAACGGCGACGACGACUCGGCGACGCGGCGGCACAAGUCGUCGAAGAGCGACCCGGACCUCAGGUCCGUUCCUAUUAUUAGAACUACCACCGACCAGCCCCCCGCGUCAACGAGUAAACUAGUUAGGCCGUCGAAAUCGCCCCUAGAGAAACUAGAGGAGCAGAUGAAUAAGAACGACUUUUCCAACCAGAUUCCGAGAAACGGAAACGGAAACGGAAAUUCUAAGUUGGUUCCUUACGAUUCGGAGUCGAGCGGCGACGAGCGGGGCUCGGACAAGGAGGAGUCGGAGGGUCGGAAGCCUCGCCGCGGCGACGCGCCCGGCGUGUUGGGCACCAAGGGCGUGUGGACCGUCUCCAGCGAGGCGGGCGGCCCGCUGCUCAGUCCUAGUUUGAACGGCGACACCAUUAAAAAAGCAAAAGAGGCGGAGGAGAGGCGGACGGAGAACGAGCCGAGCCCUCACACCAGCGUGAGCAGCAUGUCGCCGCUGUCCGACCGCAGCUCGCCCUCCGCGCCGCGGCGCGUGUCCGUCGCCCCCGCCCCCGCCCCCGCGCCGCGCGCGCCCCCCGGGUCGGCGCCCCCGGCCGCCCCCGCCCCCGCCGCCCCCCUCGCCGCCGCCGAGACCGCGCGCCACCUCAACGCGCUGUCGCACCGCGGGUACGGCGCGCCCGUCGCAACGUGGAACGGGACGCACAGUGCCAUGUCGCGCCAGGUAUUCGAGGAGCGGCGCGAGGAGCGCAAGCGAGCGCACGAGGGCGCGGACGACAUGGACCGCGGCCGCACCAAGAAGCUCAAGCCCUUCCACCACUACAACCGGUUCAACAACCGCAACUCCUACAACCCCUUCCAGGAGAAGCAAAACAAGCCACACUGGGUCAGCGGCGGCGGCGGCGGCGGCUUCAAGUACCGCGCCGACCGCCGCCCGCACCACUUCAACAAGCACCACAACAACAAGUACAAGCGAUUCAAUAGGUACAACGGGCACCACUACCCGCGGCACCAUUGACCCUUGUUGGUCAGCUUGUGCUUCACCAUGUACAUAUAGCGUAAAUUUAAUUUCUAGUUUAACUUAUUCUAAGUCCCCACUGUACCGUGUUUCUAUAGGUGUCUCAACUAAGUGUAAACAAACCUUAACGAAACGUACGUUAUUACAGAUCGAUAGAUAUAUCACCUUGUUCAGUUUAUUUACAUUUAGUAAUAACCUAUAAAAAUACACUAGUUUACAAUGUAAAACUACACUUGAACAUAAAAUUGUUGCGCUGCCACUAGAAUCCAAAAACUAUUGUUGCAAAGUUUUAUCUAUCGAAAUCGAAAGCAAUAGUCAACUGCCAGUCAGCCUUCUAUAAAAACUAUCUGAAAAUCUUCUAUCUAUCCAAUGACAUGACCUAUUAUAGUUGUUGAAGUCGAUACAUUAUUUGUGAUUUAUUCAUUAAAAUAAUGAUUUUGCUUCAACAGUGAUAAGCGAUUACUAAUCGAUCGAAUAGACAUAUUAUUUUAUAUCAGUAUAUACCAUGCAAUAAUUAAUUGUUAAAUCCUUAAGCUAAUUGUUACCUUUUAAAAUAAAUAGUGCACUUUUAUGAGACAGAUACGUCUUGAGAUUCCUUUAAGCGAGACGUGUCGGUGUCUGAAACUCAACCGGACUGAAGAGUAUUUUUAUUAUAAAAAACGGCCAGCGUAUGGUCAAAUAUUAAGCAUAAUUAUUAUUUACAAGGAGUUGUCGUAAUAAAAUUUAAUAAAGAAUAAUUAUGUAAUUUAAGCAUUUGUAUACCGACGCUAAUAGCCAUCCUGCAAUUUGAAUAUGUUAUCCUGUAGAAACGUGCGCUUGUUUUGAUUGAGAUUGUCGGAAUCCAGUGACGCCACGAUGCUUAUGCGAUUUGCUUAUUCUGUACAUACAUUUGUUUUUCUUUCAAAUAUUCGAACUUGUUUAUUGUAUUUAGACCACAUUCAAAGGAGUCUUUGAAUACUUAUGGGCGUAUUGAUGUUCUUGAGGUAAGUAAAAGCUUGUUAGACAAAUUUAUAGGCAGCUUUACGAGUCGCCUUAAAGGUUGUCGAUCUUUGUAAAUAGUGAAGAACUGAGCUUUUUCGGACUUAGCGUUAAUGGUGAUUUGACGAAUGCUAACUCGAAAGGUGGCACAUUUUGUAAUUAUAACAGCCAAAUGCGUCGUCCCUCCAGUACCUUCUAAGAAAACGUAGGUUUGCAUUUAUAUAAUCAAUGCAUAACACACUGUAGUAACAACAACACUAAAGUAAGGACGAUAAGCACGAACAAUUUAGUACAUUUACCCGCCUGUACUUAUCUCUAUCGCACGCGCAUAAUUUGAUUGGUGCUCCGCUCGUAUUGUCAUUGACCGUCGGCAUCAUGGGACAUCAAUAUAAUUACGCGCGUGCGAUAGAGAUAGGAGCAGGCGGCCUUACUUUACAAACCAUUGGUAGACCUUAUUUCGUUGUGAUACGAGUUACGAAUGGUCAGACUAGUGUGUCGACGAUGGUACAACAUAACAACACAUACUCGACUACAUCUAGCCUUAUUAUUGUAGUAGGUACAGUGUGAUAUGCUCGUUAUUAUUCCCUUAAAUAUGUAUUUAUUUUCAGUCUCAUGUAGAGAUGUUUCGUUUGUGCGUAUUUUUUUAAAUUCAGAGCUAGGUAUGUUUUUGAUGUAUUUGGAAUAUUUGACGUAGCCCUAGUGUGAAAAAUAAAAGUAUAUACGCGUUGACUGCACAGCGUGUCAAAAUAAACUAAUUAAAUGCAACAACA